Molecule: messenger RNA, 2423 nt
Organism: Taeniopygia guttata (zebra finch)
Lineage: Eukaryota; Metazoa; Chordata; Aves; Passeriformes; Estrildidae
Gene: WWOX
Product: WW domain containing oxidoreductase
Molecular function (GO): protein binding
Source: RefSeq, a predicted model, not a curated record
CGAGCCCAUGGCCGCGCUCAAGUACGCGGGGCUGGAGGACACGGACAGCGAGGAGGAGCUGCCGCCGGGCUGGGAGGAGCGCACCACCAAGGACGGCUGGGUUUACUAUGCUAAGUGUCUGUUUUUCUUAGGUCAAUUGCUUGUGUAUUUCCUUUGACUUCAAAAGCCCUGUCAGGAAGGAUUCACUCGGUGAAAGUUACAAACCUGUGAAAUAACAAGGUGUUAUUGAGUAUAAUUGUUACAGAGUCAGUUCAACAGCCACCUAGAAGAAAAAACACAGUGGGAACAUCCUAAAUCUGGGAAGAGGAAACGUGUUGCAGGAGAUCUGCCAUAUGGAUGGGAGCAGGAGACUGAUGAAAAUGGACAAGUCUAUUUUGUGGACCACAUAAACAAAAGGACUACCUACCUUGACCCAAGACUGGCCUUUACAGUAGAAGAUAAUCCAGUGAAGCCUCCUACUAGACAAAAAUAUGAUGGGAACAGUACUGCAAUGGAAAUUCUCCAGGGUCGUGACUUGAGUGGGAAGGUGGUUAUAAUCACAGGAGCCAAUUCAGGAAUAGGAUUUGAAACUGCCAAGUCCCUGGCCCUGCAUGGGGCGUGCGUUAUCCUGGCCUGCAGGAGCCCGGCGCGAGGCGAGGCGGCCGUGCAGCGCAUCCUGGGGGAAUGGCAUAAAGCCAAGGUAGAGGCAAUGACCUUAGACCUUGCUUCUCUUCAGAGUGUGCAGCACUUUGCUGAAGCAUUCAAAUCCAAGAAUCUGCCCCUCCACAUCCUGAUCUGCAAUGCUGCUGUGUUUGGUGCUCCCUGGUCCUUGACAGAGGAUGGCCUGGAGUCCACCUUCCAGGUGAACCACCUGGGACAUUUCUAUCUUGUCCAGCUUCUGGAAGAUGUUCUACGCCAGUCGUCUCCUGCCAGGGUUGUCGUGGUGUCCUCUGAGUCCCACAGAUUUACAGAAAUUAAAGACUCCUCUGGAAAGCUUGAUUUCAGCCUGCUUUCUCCACCCAAGAAGGAAUAUUGGGCUAUGUUGGCCUACAACCGCUCCAAGCUUUGCAAUAUCCUGUUCUCCAACGAGCUGAACCGACGCCUCUCUCCCCACGGGGUGACAUCCAACUCAGUCCAUCCUGGAAAUAUGAUUUAUUCCUCCAUUCAUCGCAAUUGGUGGCUGUACACUCUGCUGUUCACCUUGGCUCGACCUUUCACCAAGUCCAUGCAACAAGGAGCUGCCACGACGGUGUACUGCGCCACGGCGGCGGAGCUGGAGGGGCUGGGCGGGAUGUACUUCAACAACUGCUGCCGCUGCCUGCCCUCGCAGCAGGCACAGGCCGAUGCCACGGCCGCUGCCCUCUGGGAGCUCAGCGAGAGCCUGAUCCAAGAACGAGUUGGCAGCCAGGCCAAAUAGCAGGGAGCUCCUGGAAGGAUCAAAACACACGAGUGUGUGCACGCUCGGAAACUGCCAACACUGGAACCUGUCCAAUCUUAUCAUCUAGAGGGUUUCCGUGUACCUCAGAUACAGAUUAACCGGUGUUAAAUGAAAUAAUAGCAGUCACAACAUAGUGAAAAAUGUUAAGUACUAAUGGGAGGUGGGGAAUACUGUGGGUUAAAGGGACAGUGAGGCUUCCUGGGGCUUAGUUAGUCUCGGUUCUCUUUCUUUUGAUUAUAGCCUGUUCAAAGUGUAACCCAAGGAGGCAUCUUCUCUCUUAUUUUAGAAAAGCAAUUCUGCAGAUAAUUUCUGUUGUUUUGAUUAAUGGGUAGGUAUGUAGCCCAAUAUGGGAUUUCCUCCUUAUUUUGAUAAUUACUGUCUGUUAGGCUUUAGGUAUUGAUUGGGAGAUGGUAGUUGUUUUGAUUCUUUUUCCCUACAAGGAUUUUAUUGGGCGUGGCAAAUCAAAAGAUUAUUGAGGAAAGAAAUCUUUUCAGCCCUUGACUGUUGGUUGCAAGCACAUCUGCACUGUCUAGAAAAAGAAGGUGCAGGAAGACAUCUGAACAGUAAUGAUAAGGUCACAGCUAAUUAAAUAUUUCUGUUUUUUUUUUUUUUUUCUUAAAAGAUUACAAUAAAAGAUAUGUUGUAAACCAUUCCCUAAGUACUGUCGAGUUAGCAAAGAUGAUGAUGUCUCCUUAAGAACACACAGAGUGUAAUCAGGGGUUUAAAUGGUAUUUCCAUCAAUUUCUUGGUUCACAGUUUUAAGGAGUUUUAUUUCCUUGAAAGUUCACAGUUUCUCAGUUUUCCUGAUACCGUAUCCCAUUCCAAAUCUGUCUUUUCUUUCCAUUUAAAUUCAAUAAAACAACAUGCUUGCUUGAAUAUUGUCUUGCUUGAAUAUUGUCACCUGAAGAGAAAGUUUAUCUCAUUUCUGCAAAUGUCUUAGUUCCAUUUUUUUCUAGAAAAGAAAACUUGAGGAAAAAUAAAGAGCUUCUUGUUGAUGCCAAGAAAA